This is a messenger RNA of Cornus florida, 1280 nucleotides long. Its product is annotated as nudix hydrolase 10-like. Bases 176 to 1072 code for a protein of 298 amino acids. The record is from RefSeq and is a predicted model, not a curated record. Lineage: Eukaryota; Viridiplantae; Streptophyta; Magnoliopsida; Cornales; Cornaceae. The transcript is spliced from 10 exons. Gene Ontology annotation, molecular function: ADP-ribose diphosphatase activity; NAD binding; NADH pyrophosphatase activity.
UCGGUUCACUGAUUAGCGGGGCCGUAGUGUACGUUAGUGUCUCUGUCGCGCCCAAAUCACCAACGAAAAUGAUAAAUUUGUAACCUAGAAUUCAAUUCUCGCUCUGUUUUGAAUCUCUCUCUGCGAAUCAAAGAGCUUCGUUUGGUACUCAAUUCAACCAUUUCAGACAGGUUUAAUGGACCACAUUGUUGCUGAAAAUGGAAGUCACCAAGUUGAACUACUUUCUGCAAUUAAUGAUUACCAUGGAGGUGUCAUAGUGGAAAUGAAGGAGCCUAUGGAUUCCAAUGUCUUCCUCGUUCUGCUUAGAGCAUCAUUAUCACAGUGGAAGCGACAGAACCCAAGUGGCACAGACAUGAAUAUGAUACAACACAGAUGCAUCAAUAUCAGUAUUACAAAUCCUAAAAAGGGCAAGAGGGGUGUUUGGAUUAAGUUGCCCAUUGAACUUGCAAAUCUAGUUGAAACAGCAGUAAAGGAGGGAUUCUGGUACCACCAUGCCGAGCCUCAAUACCUUAUGCUUGUUUACUGGAUUCCUGCAACUGCUAAUACUAUCCCUGCAAAUGCUACACAUCGAGUAGCUGUUGGUGCUAUUGUCAUGAAUGAUAAAAGAGAGAUGCUCGUAGUCCAGGAAAAAAGUGGCAGACUCCGAGGAAGAGGUGUAUGGAAGAUCCCUACGGGAGUUGUGGAUGAGGGUGAAGACAUCUCUGCAGCAAUAGAAAGAGAAGUAAAAGAAGAAACGGGUAUUGACGCAAAAUUUGUGGAAAUACUAGGAUUCAGGCAAUCCCAUAAGGCAUUCUUUGAGAAGUCCGACUUAUCCUUCCUGUGCAUAUUGCAUCCAUCAUCCUUCGACAUCCAGAAGCAAGAAUUAGAGAUCGAGGCAGCCCAGUGGAUGCCAGUUGAAGAAUAUGCAGCUCAACCUUUUGCUCAGAAACACGAUCUUUUCAAGUAUACUUCAAAAUUAUGCUUAGCGAAGGUAGAUAGGAUAUAUAAUGGAUUUUCUCCGGUGCCAAUAACAUCGUUUUUUGGUGAUCGGUUAAGUUACCUCUAUUUGAACAACCAUGACCUGAACCAGUAAAAUUCCACUAUUCAUCCUAGACAAUUGGGGUUAAUUAUUUUAUCAAUCAUUUUCUUUGUAACAAUAAAUCAAUCGAUUUGUUGGUGUCUAAUUAUUCCUCAUCACUCUAGGUUAAUAAUGAAUUGAUAAUAUGAUUUAUAGUUAUUAAUGUAUUGUUUGUUAUUGUCACUGGCCUGACAUGGAAUAUAAGUCGGUAUUUUGCUUACAA